AUGAGCCAGCUCCCCCACAUAUCUUGGGAGGGUGGCGACGUGUCUCCGGCCUCUGGGCCAGUUGGCACAUUACUACCCUCUCGUUUCUCGAAUCUCCUCGCCCAUAAUCACAGAAUCGCCCCACCGCAGGCCAACUUUGGUGCCGAAGCUUUGCUGGAGUUGUCAGACUCGGUGAGAGAAUCGCUCGCUAAACACGGCCACUUCGGCCCAGGCGCAGAUUUCAUGUCUUUCUUCAUGGAGCUUGCCGCCCUGGAGGAAACACACGGCACGCCGACACUCGAUCUCGAGACCAUCAAGCUCGCUCGCUUGGACAAGUUGGUUGCCGACCUAACUCAGUGCGGCGAGAUGCCCUUCACCCUGGCUCCGAGGUUCAUCCAUGAUGCUGUCAAUGCUGAGAAGCUGGAAAUGAUGUGGCGGGCGCGUCUCAAAUCUGACUACCUUAUGAUUGACGAGAUACGUGCCAAUGACCUAGUCACGAGGUGGCGGCUCAAGGAAGGACUGCCCGCUGAUAGGGAUACUGCUGUUUCGGAGCUACCAGAGGGAAUCAUAUCAGGGCCAAGUAACAGUGCCAAUGAAACUGCCCAGUUCAAGCCGGGAGGAUGGUGGUUGAACCUCGCCUGUGCUCACUUAGACGGUGUGGUCGGUACGGAUCGCGACACGACAAGCAGGGGAAACGAUGGGACUCUAACCUUGCCUCUUUUGACCGGGAGGGAGAUCAAUGCCGGUCAUAACAGGGUCAAAUACAUCUGCGAGGGAACGCUAGCAGACAUGCACCCGGGCCUUCCCCCCCAGACCGGGAAACAACUGCGUGUUUUGAGAGGCUACCAACUCCGGAGUCAUUUUGCUCCCACUAUCGGCAUUCGGAACGAUGGCUUGUGGACACUACUCAGGUAUAACGAGAGGCGCAACCGCACUACCGGGGGUUACUGCCUGGAGACAGCCACCAUGGCCAAAUCCAAAGACUCCAAACCCGCCGGCGGCAAAGGCGGCGGCAAGGCCGACAACAAGGGCGACAAGUCCAAGAAGGGCGGCGGCAAGGGCAGCAACUCCAAGGCCGCCGGCGCCGACAGCAGCGACACCAAGGCGUCCAAGCUCAAGGGCAUGACCAUCAACGUCAGGCAUAUUCUCUGUGAGAAAUUUACCAAGAGUGAAGAGGCCAUCGGCCGGCUGAACAACGGUGAGAAGUUUGACGCGGUGGCGAGGGAGAUGUCCGAGGACAAGGCCAAGGCGGGAGGUUCGCUCGGCUGGAAGUCCAAGGGCAGUUUGGACCCCCAGUUCGAGGAGGUGGCCUUCAAGAUACCGCCCAGCCCGGUCGCUAGCCCCACGUUUGAGAGGGUCAAGACGGGCUUUGGGUAUCACAUCAUCAUGGUCGAGGAGCGCAAGUAG
Messenger RNA from Chaetomium fimeti, 1386 nucleotides. RefSeq lists its product as uncharacterized. Gene Ontology annotation, molecular function: peptidyl-prolyl cis-trans isomerase activity; DNA binding. NCBI's taxonomy places the organism in Eukaryota, Fungi, Ascomycota, Sordariomycetes, Sordariales, Chaetomiaceae. Gene Ontology annotation, biological process: rRNA processing. Bases 1 to 1386 code for a protein of 461 amino acids. The transcript is spliced from 7 exons. Gene Ontology annotation, cellular component: nucleus. The record is from RefSeq and is a predicted model, not a curated record.